AUGUCUUCCUCCAAGUUCUCCAAGUUCUUGACCGAUCUUGCAGUAUGCCUUCAGGGGGAGAAAGGCCCUGAAAUAGCGUACCUGCUAAAGCCAACCGGCGAGCAUGGCAAGGGGCUUUUGAAAGACUUCCGCAAUCCCACCCGGCAAAGCUUGUCCUACUACGAAGGAAGCCUCGAGAGCCCCUGGGACGAGAUCGCCAUCCAAUACGUGCUGGUCGUGAACCACUGCGCGCGAAAGCGCGCCGUUGACGCGUUCAAGGAGGAGUGCACCCUAGUUUCUCUCUUCCUGCGGUUCUUUUCCACCAACAGCGGCUGGACGCUGCCCGCGCUCUUCUCCAUCAUGCGUGACCUGCGCGACUUGGCCUCCGAUGUACACAAUACUGCGAACAUGGAGGAGGCUGCCCGGGUAAUCAGCAAGGCGUUUUCGAGUUGCGUAACUGACAGGCAGUCGCCUCUGGCGGAGUCGCGAAAAUGGGGCGUGUACUACGUUGUUGGCUUGAUAUUGAAGUGCUACUUUCGGGUCAGGCGAAUAUCACUGGCGAAGAACAUCUUGCGCGCCAUUGACGCCAAUCCAGAUAUCCCGCCGCUUUCGGCAUACCCUCGAUCACACCAGGUGACCUACAGGUACUAUAUCGGGAUGCUUGGCUUUUUGAGUGAAGACUUCGCAAAGGCGGAGCAAGAGUUGACGCUUGCAUUCUAUAACUGCUAUACGGGCGCGCAUAGCAAUCAAGAGCGUGUCUUGACCUACCUCAUCCCGUUACGCAUGUUCCGAGGACACCUCCCUUCGCGGGAGUUGAUGCGUCGUUUCCCGGUAUUAGACGACCUUUACACGCCCUUCCUCAAUGCUCUGCGCACGGGUGAUAUUCGGACCUACGACGCAUCGCUGGACAGGUUCGAGCGGCGGCUGGUAGACCUCAACCUGUAUCUCACGCUCGAGAAGGCGCGCGAGCUCUGCGUGCGUGGGCUGUUCCGCCGAGUUUGGAUCGCAGCCGAAAAAAGCACACGGAUACCGGUAUCAAUGUUCCUGGCGGCGCUGCGAACAGCCGACGAAGAGACGGCGUCGGAAGAGGCGGAAUGUCUAGUGGCGAACAUGAUCUUCAAGGGCUUCAUGCGGGGGUACAUCUCGCACGAAAAGCAGAUGGUCGUCCUGUCGAACACCAACCCCUUCCCGCGGCUCGCGGACCGCCCAUCGCCAUAUGCACUGCUCCAGUAG
This is a messenger RNA of Trametes versicolor FP-101664 SS1, 1212 nucleotides long. RefSeq lists its product as uncharacterized. NCBI's taxonomy places the organism in Eukaryota, Fungi, Basidiomycota, Agaricomycetes, Polyporales, Polyporaceae. The record is from RefSeq and is a predicted model, not a curated record. Gene Ontology annotation, molecular function: double-stranded DNA binding; RNA binding. Bases 1 to 1212 code for a protein of 403 amino acids. Gene Ontology annotation, cellular component: transcription export complex 2. Gene Ontology annotation, biological process: transcription elongation by RNA polymerase II; poly(A)+ mRNA export from nucleus; post-transcriptional tethering of RNA polymerase II gene DNA at nuclear periphery. The transcript has 10 exons.